Messenger RNA from Musa acuminata subsp. malaccensis (wild Malaysian banana), 1288 nucleotides. Its product is annotated as U-box domain-containing protein 4-like. The record is from RefSeq and is a predicted model, not a curated record. Gene Ontology annotation, molecular function: protein binding. NCBI's taxonomy places the organism in Eukaryota, Viridiplantae, Streptophyta, Magnoliopsida, Zingiberales, Musaceae.
UGGCUAGUGGCCUCCCCCUUCCGCGUCUUGCCUCUUUCGGGGGCAAGGCAUCCUUCCACGAAAACCCUCGGGGGUUCCUUCCGCUGGUCUUCGAUCGAAUUGGAUCGAGAAGAGGACGAAUCGAAUCUGAUCGAGAUGGAAAUGGAGAUCCCGUCGAGCUAUCGGUACAUGGAACGGAGCUACAGCGACGGAGGCGACUCUUCCGGCGCCUUCAGCGACUGCAACAGCGACCGCUCCGGCGAGUUCCCCUCCUACGGAUCACCCAGCUCGUCGUCUUAUUCCUCCGGGGGCGGUGGCCUCCAGCGACUUCUCGUCGCUUGUUCCGCUGAAUACUCCGACGAGGUGGUGCGGGGGCUCAUCUCCGACCUUGAGUCGCCCUCCGCCCCCGUCGAGUCCCAGCGCCGCGCCGCCAUGGAGCUUCGCCUCCUCGCGAAGCACAAUCCGGAGAACCGGCUGCGCAUGGCCGCCGCCGGCGCGGUCGGCCCCCUCGUCGCGCUGCUCUACCACUCGGACCCUCAGCUGCAGGAGCACGGCGUCACCGCCAUACUGAACAUCUCCCUCUGCGACGAGAACAAGACCCUGAUCGCCGCCGCCGGCGCCAUCCGCCCCCUCGUCCACGCCCUCCGCACCGGCACCCCCGCCGCCCGCGAGAACGCCGCCUGCGCCCUCCUUCGCCUCGCCCAGCUCGACGACCUCCGCGCCGCCAUCGGUCGCUCCGGCGCCAUCCCGCCACUGGUUACCCUCCUCGAGACCGGCGGCCCCCGCGGGAAAAAGGACGCCGCUACCGCCCUCUUCACCCUUCUCGCCUCCCGCGACAACAAGAUCCGGGCAGUCGAGGCCGGCAUCGUAAGGCCGCUGCUGGACCUGAUGGCGGAUCCCGAGUCGGGCAUGGUGGACAAGGCGGCCUACGUGCUGCACGCGGUGGUGGAGGUGCCGGAGGGCCGGGCCGCGGCGGUGGAGGAGUGCGGCAUCCCGGUGCUGGUGGAGAUGGUGGAGACGGGCACGGCGCGGCAGAAGGAGAUCGCCGUCCGAUCCCUCCUCGAGAUCUGCCGGGAGAGCGCCGCCUACCGCAAGAUGGUUGUCCAGGAAGGCGCCAUCCCCCCUCUCGUCGCCCUCUCCCAGUCCGCCACCAAGAAGGCCAAGGAGAAGGCGGAGGCGUUGAUCGAAUUGUUGCGCCAACGACGGACGGCCGGCAACUCACACCACUAGUCGGUACGUGGCGAGAUCACGAGGCCUGUCGUGGACCCCAUGUAAGUGUGUGGCUGCAAGUGAGUGUACAUUUCUUAAA